AGUACUGCUACUAUAUACGGAGUCCUGCUGUGAUAUUAUCCUGGUUAUAUACAGAAUGAUUGCGUGUUAUUGAGAUCUUAGUCCCGUUCCCCCUCCCUCUACUCUGACACACACACUCUCUCUCUCUUCUCACCCGCCAAUAUCCUAUCCUCCUACACUCCCGGGAAGUCAGUUCUUCUGGCUGACAUUUUUUUUCUUUUCUUUUUCCUUCUCUAUAUUUGAUUUUUGUUAUUAUUAUCUUUAUUUUAACAACGCAAGAUGUCCUUGUUAUCCAUGCAAAGUGGUUUCAUUCUCCCUCAACAACAACAACAACAACAACAACAACAAGAAGACCGUCGCGACUCCAAUACCACCUCCACCACAACAGACGACGCCUUUUCUCAUCGCACCAGUAUCAGUACCGAUGAUGACUCUCCUCGUUCCUGGGAUGGUGAAACCUCUCCUCCUCCAAGCACAACAACGACGGCUCCCCCUGUCAGCGCGCCAUCCCAGUCGGUAGUCGAAUACACCCCCACCGCUGCGGCAAAACCUUUUACCUUUGGUCUGAUCGCUGCCCAUCACCACCAUCAGCUGAACCAACAAAUACACCACCACCGCCAACAACAACAAAUUCAGCCUCACCAGUCGCACAUCUUCGAUCUCGAUCCUUCUUCCUCCAUGGAUGCUGUGAUUCCCAAGAUUGAAGAAGUCGACGAGGUGGAUGUCUCUCACCACACCGCUCCAACCACCAACUCUUCGCUGACUACGCAUCAACCACCGGGCGCUCCCGUUCAUGUUCCACGGAAACGGGGUCGUCCUCGCAAACAUCCUCUGCCAGUGCCGGGUGGGCAGGUCAAGAUCACAAAAGGUCGUUCCAAGACAGGUUGUGUCACUUGCAGGCGACGCAAGAAGAAAUGCGAUGAGACCAAACCAGCGUGUUUGAAUUGUCAGAAGAAUGCUGUCGUCUGCGAAGGGUAUCCUCCCAAGGAGAUUUGGAAGAGUGGGAGACAAAAAUUGGAGGAUGCCGCCCGGGUCCAUUCCAACUCAUUCAUUCCUCGUGGUCUCCCAAUCCUUAUCGAUGGUGUCGAAACCGAAAUCGAUCGUCGCUUCCUCGAUCACUUCGUCUUUGGGUUCAGUCGCGUUCUGACCCUCAUCAACGAUGAUUCCAAUCCCUUCAAAGAAAUCCUCCUCCCCAUGGCCACACAACAUCGCGGUCUCAUGCAUUCGCUCAUGUGUCUCGCCGGUUCGCAUUUGUCUGUUCUCGACCCUGAGCCGAUGCUGAAGGAGCGCAAAUACUACCAUUUCCAUCGAGCGAUUCGCGACCUGAAAGACAACAUCACAGCCUCAUCCAAAGCGAGAGCAUCAUCAUCCGAGGGCGAAUCUGAUCUCCUGGUCGAGGAUCCCAUCAUUGCGUCCACCAUUGCGCUCAGUUUGAAUACCAUUUGUGAAGGAGAGACCAAUGGCGAGUACCGACCGCACAUGGACGCCGCCCGAUACCUACUGGUGACACAACGACCGCGCAACGAGAAGUUCCGGCAAUUCAUCGUCGAAUUCUUCCAGUACCAUGAUGUCUCGAAUGCCAUCACCUCCCUGGACCGACGGCCAGCCCAUCUGAAUGGCGAUUUGCGACUGCCCGACUUUGUUCCUCAUGCGCAGGCGGGGAUGUUCCUGGGUGUGUUUGAUGGCUUGUUCAACUACAUCUCCGAGGUCACGCGGUUACGGGACCGGAUUCGGCAGCGACACCAGGAAGGCUACGAGCCUGCCGUCGACUAUGAAAUCCUGAGCGACGCCGUUUCGAUCGACUCGGCCAUCCGCGUUUGGGAGACCUCGCAUAUCCCCGACACGGCCAACUGGUACCUGGCACAGCUGUAUCGACAAUCGACAUGGGUGUACCUCUAUCGAACGAUCCGGCCUUCACGACCAAGCGACAAAAUAGCGCAGGUGGUCGAUGAUGGUUUGGCCUACUUGGACCAGUUGCCGCAAGAUGCUGGAGCAUACAGUAUUGUGCUGAUGCCACUGUUCCUGUUGGGAUGCUCCGCGUUCGUCCCACAUCAACGCGAACGGAUCAAGAAUGGAUUCGAUACUCUCAAAGCCUACUCCAACCUCCGCAAUAUCGAUCAGGCCUUGCUGGUAGUCCAGCGAGUGUGGGGGGUGAUGGACACCAACAUCGACGAGAGUUGGGACUGGGAGAAGAUCAUCAAGGAUAUGAAUAUGGAUUUCCUCAUCACUUGAUCUUCACUUGUCCCAUCUUUUUUAUUUCUAUUUUAUAUAUUUUCCUCUUUUAUUACCCAUUUACUUGCAUUUAUUUUGAUUGAUUCCUUGAUUCCCCUUUGCAUGUCAUGUUCUAUGUUUGUAUGAUAUUGUCUUUGAUUUUCUUGCUUCUCUUCUACAUCAUCACUUUUUUAUAUCCCCUUUUAGCACAUGGUAUCAGGCGUUGCAAUUUCGGUUGGCAGGACUGGAGGCAGGCAACGGGAACCAGGACCUGAGAAAACAGGAUAUCUUUUUGACAUGGCGUCUUAACGUGU
Messenger RNA from Aspergillus glaucus CBS 516.65, 2504 nucleotides. Its product is annotated as Zn(II)2Cys6 transcription factor. Gene Ontology annotation, molecular function: zinc ion binding; transcription cis-regulatory region binding; DNA-binding transcription factor activity, RNA polymerase II-specific. Gene Ontology annotation, biological process: positive regulation of transcription by RNA polymerase II. The record is from RefSeq and is a predicted model, not a curated record. The transcript is spliced from 3 exons. NCBI's taxonomy places the organism in Eukaryota, Fungi, Ascomycota, Eurotiomycetes, Eurotiales, Aspergillaceae. Bases 259 to 2211 code for a protein of 650 amino acids. Gene Ontology annotation, cellular component: nucleus.